AUGGCGCCGUCAAGCAACGCCCAGCGGGAAAUGGAGCUCAUGGACUGUUUCAAAAAUGUCCCGCAGUUCGAGGCCAUGAUGUCCACGUUGAGACUGGGGCAGAGGGCACAGAGUCAACUCCCCAAAGACCAAUACGAUCAAUACUUGCAGUUCGCUGCUAAGGCUGGCGCGUGUUUAUAUAGCGAGAGGGGAGGCAUUCCCUUUCCCUGGAAUCCUGAGGCCGAGGAGAUACAGAUGCAGGUGUCGAGAGCGUUCAGUGACUACCCAGAAGCAGUGUCAAAUUUUAGGCAAUUCGUCCGGUAUGGGCAUGAGGCACUAGCAAGGCAGUCGUCUUAG
Molecule: messenger RNA, 336 nt
Organism: Fusarium keratoplasticum
Lineage: Eukaryota; Fungi; Ascomycota; Sordariomycetes; Hypocreales; Nectriaceae
Exons: 2
Coding region: 1-336 (111 amino acids)
Source: RefSeq, a predicted model, not a curated record